Phytophthora sojae is the source of this 2904-nucleotide messenger RNA. RefSeq lists its product as hypothetical. The coding region runs from base 1 to 2904 and encodes 967 amino acids. Gene Ontology annotation, molecular function: sterol binding. NCBI's taxonomy places the organism in Eukaryota, Oomycota, Peronosporomycetes, Peronosporales, Peronosporaceae. Gene Ontology annotation, cellular component: membrane; intracellular membrane-bounded organelle; cytosol. The record is from RefSeq and is a predicted model, not a curated record. The transcript is spliced from 2 exons.
AUGCAGGCGCUCCAGGACGCGCAGCAGCGCUUUAACGACCUCGUCAACAAUGACUGGCCCGAGCGGGUGCCCGUGGAGUCGAUGGCGGACUACGACCCGACGUACAUGAAGGAGGGCUUCUUGCAGAAGAAGGGCCAGCGCCUCAAGGGCUGGAAGCGCCGCUGGUUCGUGUGCGACGGCCGCACGCUGUCCUACUACAUCUCGAGGAAGGACCGCAAGCCCAACGCCGUGAUCCCGCUCGAGGGCUGCACGGUGCAGGACGGCGGGCUGAGCGAGACGUGGAACUCGCCGCGCAUCUACCUGACGGACCCGGCCACGGGCAUCAUGUACUGCCUGAGCGCCGAGGAGGGGAUCGUGGUCACGCAGUGGCUCGACGUGCUGCGCGUGGCCGUGGCGCGCGUCAACAACGGCGGCGGCAGCAGCAGCUCCAACUCUGCUGCGGCUUCGUCAUCGUCGUCGCAGGGGGCGUCUUCGAACAGCAACAGCAGGGGACGACAGCAGGCCAGGACUCAGACCCAGCGACUCCCGUCCUCCUCGGACGACGAGGACAGCCGCGUGCACCUCAAGCGCGCCACGUCCAUGGGACCGGCUCAGGCGCGGACAGUCACGCUCAAGUCGGCGUCGUCCGUGGUGGGGGGAUCCAGCGCGGCGUUGACGGCGAGUUCCAAUGGCGACGGCAAGCGCGCGACAAGGAUGACGUCCGCACCGUCAGCGGUGAACAGCUCCAAUAGCAGUGCAGCUCAGCCGACGCAGCAGCAGCACCGCUCGCACCGUACCAAGACGCAGCGCCUGCCCACGACGAUCUCGCUGGAGAACGAACUCUCGCAUGGUCUGGACGUUCUGGAGGCGCUGCUGUGCGGCCACAGCGCGACGGGUUCGUCGUCUUUGAUCCGGAACCAUGUCGUGUUCCGCCCCAUUGGCGCGUUGAACGGCGUGCUGCGCAGUAUUGGAACAGACUCGGGAUCCGGCAAGCAGUACGCGCGCGCCAGUGUGGUGCUGCCCGUGUCUUCAGAGGUGGCGGCGAUUCUGCUGGCGGACCAUGGGCGCCGCGCUGAAUGGGACCUGCAAUUCCCGCAGUCGUCGCAUGUUGCAACUUUUGACGAUGCAACGGACCUGGUGCACUUAUCGAGUGGCAGCUUUGCCCAGAUCCAGCGGACGAAGCCGUUUGUGGCGCCUCACAUGGCUGCGGCGGCGUGCGCACUAUGCGCGGCUCUUUUCUCGGGCGCUUCGUCGUGGGAGGCCUUACUGACUGCGAUGGUGUACGCUGCAGCUAUUGGCGGUAUUGUGAACAGCAUCGAUUACAGCGCGUUGACGAAGCCCCGAGACCUGGUGCUGCUGCGUCACGUGCGAGAAUCUGCUGCGCCGGAUUCGCAGGACUCUGGUGACGACAAGUCCGUGGACGAGAUGGGCCAGUCCGUCGUGCUGAUCCUCGAGAAGUCGGUGGUGAACGAGCUCAAGCCGGUUGCCACGGGCGCUGUGCGCGCGCACGUGGGAUUGAGCGGCUGGCUGCUGGAGCCGGUGGAUUCGGGCCACGCUACGUUGGCAACUUACAUUACCGACCUGGACAUGAAAGGGUGGCUGUCGCCCACCACGCGCCAGAGCUUCUUGCUCUCAAGGCUCGACUGUGUGUCCGUGCUGAGCGAAUACGUGAACCAGGCCCAGCUUUGUGGAUCUGAGCUUGGAUUCGGUGGUGGUCUGGACGAGGAUGGUGAGGGUGAGUAUGAGACUCGCAGCAUCGGAUACGAAGACACCAGCGAAGGAAGCGGUCUCGGCGAAGUUGUAGAUGGAGAGUCGCCUGCGAUCUUCCACCCGAAGACGUACAUGCGCGGCAUGAUGCCGCUGCCGAGCGGUGGCUUGAAGCUGAUUGACAAGGAGGUUGCCAAGAAGCAGAGUGGCGUGGUGAAGGACGUGAUUAAGUCUGCAGGAGCCAAGAUCCUAGAGGGCAAGUCAGCUGUGAGUCUGUCGCUGCCCGUGCGUAUUUUUGAGCCUCGUACGAACUUGGAGCGUGUGUGCGACUUGAUGCUGUACGCGCCGACGUUCCUGAACGUCGCCUAUGCUCAGAACGACGCGCUGGAACGCUUCAAGUACGUGAUGGCGUUCGCAGUGGCUGGUCUGCACCACAGUAUCGGACAGCUGAAGCCGUUUAACCCGAUUCUGGGCGAGACUUUCCAGUCGACGCUGAACGACGGCACCGACGUGAGCUGCGAACAUACGAGCCACCACCCGCCUAUCAGUAACUUCCAGUUUACGGGCGACAAGUACUCGAUCGCGGGCUUCGUGCUGUGGCACGCCAGCAUGAGCGUCAAGUCCAACGCCAUGCUCAACACAAACAAGGGUCCUGUGCGCGUGACGUUCCCCGACACUGAAGGUCUCGCUGGGACGACGAUCGAGUACAACUUGCCGUACCUGCAGAUCGGCGGGCUCUUGUGGGGAGACCGUACGGUGGACAUCAUGGGCAACAUGAUGUUCGACGACAAGAAGAACCACCUGCAGUGUGAGCUGCGCCUGAACCCGGACGCCAAGUCGGGCAUGGGUGGCAUGUUCUCGAGCUCCAAGACCCCGACCGACUCUCUCCGUGGCGUGAUCUUGGACACGUCGGUGUCGCCCCCGCGCGAGAUCUGCGACGUCUCCGGCUCUUGGCUGCACGACCUCGUCUUCGGCAGCAAGACGUACUGGAGCAUCAACAAGCAUCAGAGUGGCUACAUGGUGCCGUACCCGGAGGACAAGAUCCUAGCGUCCGACUCGCGGUUCCGCGAGGACCUGCACUACCUGGCGGCGGGCGACCUGGACGAGUCGCAGGAGUGGAAGGUCAAGCUGGAGGUGCUGCAGCGCGCCGACCGUAAGGCUCGUCUGGAAGGCCGACGCCCCAACCACUGGUCCUUCCGCGCAGCUGCCGGCCACUAA